AUGAUAUUCCUCUGCUUAUUGAGUCUUUUGGUUUUAAUUUUAAUAACAAAGUUUUAUUGGUCAAGGCGGCAUCUUUAUUUAGCUGCAGCUAAAUUUAAUGGCCCAAGAGGUUUACCAUUAAUUGGAAAUGCAUUAUCUUUUUUCUGCAACUCCGAGGAUGUACAAGAUAGAAUUAAACCAAUCUUUGAACAUAUACAUCAUGAGCCAAUCAGGUUUUGGUUAGGACCGUAUUUACUAAUUGUACUGCAAAAUCCAGUACAUUUAGAGAAAAUAAUGUCUUCGCAGAAAUUCGCCUAUAAACACGAUCUAUACACUUUUUUAGAAACAUUUGUCGGAAAUGGACUUAUAAGUGCUUCAGGACUAAAACCCAAGUACAAAAUCCACAGAAGAAUUAUUCAACCUAUGUUUGAUUUGAAAUUUGUAAUUAACGCUUUUCCUAUCAUGCAAACUCACGUUGACAUAUGCAUGAAAAAAUUAUCUAAAUAUCUUGGAAAGGAUAAUUUUAAUAUAUUUACUGUUAUUGCUCCUUGCUCUAUGGAUAUAAUGACAGAGGUAAUACUUGGUCAAAAACUCAAUAUCCAAAAUGGCGAAAACACUGAACUUUGUAAAGCGAUGUUGAAAAUGUUGAAUAUUGGAUUUACAAGAAUGGUUAAAAUAUGGCUACAUCCUGAUUUUAUAUACAACUGGCAUUCUUUAAAAAAGGAACAAGAUUCAAUAUUGGCAACAAUACAUAAUGUUGUAAAUGAAGCUAUAAUUGAUUCAUGGGUAAGAAGAAAAUUGACAAAAACUAAUUCAAAAUUUAUUCCUAUUAUAGACACUUUGUCAGAAUUCAAACAAAAUAAUCCAGAUAGCAUUAAUCAAGAAGAUUUUGCGAACCAUUUAAUAACAUUACUCGCUGCGUCAGAAGAUCCUUUUGCAAUAAUUUCGUCUUUUACAGUUGUAUGUUUUGGAAUGUAUCCUGAAUAUCAGAACAAAGCGGCACAAGAAAUUAGAACUGUAAUUGGUGAAGAAUAUAGAAAUAUCACAGUGGAGGAUAUUUACAAAUUAACUUAUUUGGAUAUGUGCGUAAAAGAUGUGAUGCGGCUGUUUCCAAUAGCACCUUAUAUUUUAAGAAAAACUUUAGAAGAUUAUCAUUUAGAUAAAUGGAUAAUACCUAGAGGAGCUGCCAUAGUUGUGCCAAUAUAUUUUUUACAUAGAGAUCCAGAAUUUUGGGCUAAUCCGGAACAUUUCCAUCCAGAUAAUUUUUUGCCAGAAGUUAGCCAGAAAAGGCAUCCAUAUGCUUAUUUACCAUUUAGUGCUGGACCCAGAGGGUGUAUAGGUAAAACAUUAGCAAAUAUAGAGAUAAAAUUAUUUUUGGCCAAUUUCCUGUUGAGAUUUGAAGUUGUGGCUGAUGGUAAAGUUCCUGACAUGGCAUUACAAACAGAUAUCUCGAUGAGACCAAAAUUUGGAUACAAUUGUCGAUUGAAAGAAAGAAAUUGGAAAACUGAUGCAUUCUAA
Psylliodes chrysocephalus is the source of this 1497-nucleotide messenger RNA. The record is from the annotation of a GenBank genome assembly. NCBI's taxonomy places the organism in Eukaryota, Metazoa, Arthropoda, Insecta, Coleoptera, Chrysomelidae.